AUGCUUCGCUGCACCAAUGCUAGUGCUCUGCGGACGGGCGUUAAGAGCUGUCCGUUGACGAGAUUAUCUCUCGGCUCGAGAUGGUCUCGAGGUGUUUCGGGAGGCGCUAGGGCGAUUUCUCUCUCGUAUCCUGCUCCGAGAGGCAUUGCGCCGGGACAAAUUAGUGCUUGGAGGUUACCUGUUGGCGCAAGACGAUACUCUACAAAUUCUGAAGUUACACAUUCUAGGGGUUCGGAACCUCUUUCUGGGACAGAAGGGAUUGAAGAUCCAGAAUCCGUUGAUGUGAGUGAAGAGCUUGAUGAUUCGGAACCUCUCGUUGCGAGUGAAGGGCUUGAAGAUACGCUUCUGGAGCCCGAACCGUCGCUGAAAAGCAGACAAGGAAUCACACGCGAUGACCUUCUGCUCUCGAUUGCGAAGGCGGGCACUUCGCCGAAAACUCGGGAGGAGUUGGACGGGACCAUGCCGGUCAAAGUUUCCGGGAAAGUUGUCGAAAUGGAGUUGAAAUGGUUGAAGGAUCCUCGGGCGCUGUCCGACCGAGUCGGAAGACUUCUGAAGGCCGAUGAUGUGCUGUUGGCUGUGGCCUUGGUCCGCACGGCGCAGAGAGAGCAUAUGGAGUGUACGGUGGCUUGGAAUCAUCUCAUGGAGUAUUGUAUGGAGAAAAAUAACCCGAAGGCCGCGCUUAAGUUCUACAAUGAGCUUAUGGCGGGUCGCUGGCGAGCUUCCUGA
Molecule: messenger RNA, 726 nt
Organism: Aspergillus oryzae RIB40
Lineage: Eukaryota; Fungi; Ascomycota; Eurotiomycetes; Eurotiales; Aspergillaceae
Exons: 2
Coding region: 1-726 (241 amino acids)
Source: RefSeq, a predicted model, not a curated record